Phaeodactylum tricornutum CCAP 1055/1 is the source of this 588-nucleotide messenger RNA. RefSeq lists its product with no specific name. The record is from RefSeq and is a predicted model, not a curated record. Gene Ontology annotation, molecular function: protein kinase regulator activity. The annotation marks the transcript as partial. Gene Ontology annotation, cellular component: protein kinase CK2 complex; cytoplasm. The transcript has 2 exons. Lineage: Eukaryota; Bacillariophyta; Bacillariophyceae; Surirellales; Neidiaceae.
AUGUUUCUUCCUUUACGUACCAGGUUUUGUGGCUUGAAGGGGCACGAAAUGUUUUGCGAAGUAGAACGCUCAUACAUUGAAGAUGGAUUUAACCUGUAUGGCCUUCGAGCAUGUGUUGGUAACUUUUCGGACUGCUUGGACUUGAUUUUGGAUCGGAUCGGCCCUGACGAUUCCGAUGACAGCCAUUUGACCCAAUCGGCAUGUACGCUGUAUGGCUUGAUUCAUGCGCGCUAUAUUAUAACGGCUCACGGGUUGGAUGCUAUGUACAGCAAGUACGCUGCGAAAGACUUCGGAGCGUGUCCUUUGAUUCAAUGCGCCGGACAACCGGUGCUACCGGUUGGUAUGAAGGACGAAAUGGGCGCCGAUACGGUCAAGAUUUUUUGCCCCAAAUGCAACCAGGUAUAUUUUUCACCGCCCGUAAGGUCCCGUGCCGGGAUAUCAUCGGGAGUGGAUGGAGCAGCCUUUGGCACAACUUUCCCACAUUUGUUUCUCAUGACGUUUUCAAAUUUAGUACCGGACCCGCUCGUUUUGGAUUCAACCUAUGUUCCACGAGUUUUCGGAUUUCGCGUGCAUAAAUCAGCCCGGCAA